CCCCCAAGUCAGCACCCCAACUCACACCCAUCUGUUUCUGUACCAAAGUCCUCCUCUCCUUUAAGAUUAAAGAACAACAUUCUAAAUUAAUUACUAUAAUUUUCACUUUUCCAAAAAAAGAAAAAACAACAUACUCUCUCUCUCUCUCUCUUCUGUUCAAAGUCUUUAUAUAAUGCCCCUCACUGAGCAGCACUUUGUUAACUUUUUUCCUAUCUUUACAUUUACUUCUUCUACCUCUAGGUUCUUUGCUAUCUAACCAUGGAAAUAAUGGCAUUUGCAGUGGUUUUGCUUCAGAUAUGUUUUCUCAUGGGGGUAAACUCCAAUCCUUCUCUCUUUGAUAAAAUUGUUAAGUUACCGGGUCAGCCUCAAAUUGGAUUCCAUCAGUAUUCUGGUUAUGUGACCGUUGAUGAGAAAAAACAGAGAGCUCUAUUUUACUACUUUGCUGAAGCAGAAACAGAUCCAGCUUCUAAGCCUCUUGUUCUCUGGCUAAAUGGAGGGCCAGGUUGUUCUUCUUUGGGAGUUGGAGCAUUUUCUGAAAAUGGGCCAUUCAGGCCUAGUGGGCAGGUUCUUGUCAAAAACCAGUAUAGCUGGAAUAGAGAAGCUAAUAUGUUGUAUUUGGAGUCACCAAUUGGAGUUGGGUUCUCAUAUUCUGUUGAUACCUCUUUUUAUGAGGCUGUUAAUGACAAGACCACCGCUAGGGAUAAUCUGGUGUUCUUGCAAAAAUGGUUUGUAAAAUUCCCACAGUACAGAAACAGAAGCUUGUUCAUCACCGGAGAAAGCUAUGCUGGUCACUAUGUUCCUCAACUGGCUCAACUCAUGCUUGAAUUCAACAAGAAGCAGAAAUUGUUCAAUUUGAAAGGCGUUGCUCUAGGCAAUCCAGUUCUGGAGUUUGCGACAGACUUCAAUUCAAGGGCUGAGUUCUUCUGGUCUCAUGGAUUAAUAUCAGAUACGACCUAUAAAUUGUUCACUUCAGUUUGUAACUACUCAAGAUAUGUGAGUGAGUAUUACAGAGGUUCGGUUUCUCCUUUAUGCUCGAGGGUGAUGGGUCAAGUGAGUAGGGAAACUAGCAAGUUCGUCGAUAAGUACGAUGUUACACUUGAUGUCUGUAUAUCAUCUGUGCUCUCACAGUCCAAAAUUCUUAGUCCCCAUCAAGUUGCUGAUAAUGUAGAUGUAUGCGUAGAAGAUGAAACAGUUAAUUAUCUUAACAGGCUAGACGUGCAGAUGGCUCUCCAUGCACGUCUUGUAGGUGUCCAUCAAUGGACUGUUUGCAGCAGUAUCCUAGAUUAUGAGCUUCUUGACUUGGAGAUACCAACAAUUUCUAUAGUAGGCAAGCUCAUCGAGGCAGGAGUCCCAGUCUUGGUCUACAGUGGAGAUCAAGACUCUGUCAUCCCAUUGACCGGGAGUCGAACGCUAGUGCACGGACUGGCCGAAGAGUUGGGACUGAAAACCACUGUGCCUUAUAGAGUUUGGUUUGAGGGGCAGCAGGUUGGUGGAUGGACUCAAGUAUAUGGUAACAUCCUAUCCUUUGCCACCAUAAGAGGAGCAUCACAUGAAGCUCCAUUUUCCCAGCCUGAGAGAUCCUUGGUGCUUUUCAAGGCUUUUCUGGAAGGGCAGCCUCUACCGGAAGCAUUCUGAUCUGAUCUGCUGAUCAGUUCUUUGAUGGAAUAUAAAUUCAAUUGUAAGUAAGUUGAAUUGCCCAUUCAAAAGGGCAGUUAUCAAAUUGUCUGAGAAGGAAAUAUAGCAUUGGUUUGUUUGUUCUUUGGGUUUUUCCAUGCUAUGGAAUGUAGAAAAAUUUUGUAAAUUUUCAGUGGAAGAGUAUGUGCUUGUUCUUCCCAUCCUAAAUGAAGUAAUCGUCACAGAAACUACAAAAAUCGUGAAUGUUUAAAAUCAGCA
This is a messenger RNA of Ricinus communis (castor bean), 1893 nucleotides long. RefSeq names its product serine carboxypeptidase-like 45. Gene Ontology annotation, biological process: proteolysis. The record is from RefSeq and is a predicted model, not a curated record. The transcript is spliced from 10 exons. The coding region runs from base 259 to 1635 and encodes 458 amino acids. Gene Ontology annotation, molecular function: serine-type carboxypeptidase activity. Lineage: Eukaryota; Viridiplantae; Streptophyta; Magnoliopsida; Malpighiales; Euphorbiaceae. Gene Ontology annotation, cellular component: vacuole.